CGGAGGGGGGCGUGACGUCGGCUUCACUCUCGUCGGUGUGUUGAACCUUGAGCCACAACAAACAGCGACGAUACGACGAAUGAUAAACAAGUAAACACAGAAACAGACAACUGCAGCCAUGGGCAAGUUACAUUCUCACUUGGCCAACCCCAAAGACGAGAGUCAGGAUGCGCUGACGGCCUCUGGAGAGUACAGAGACGGCGAGGAGGAUGGAAAGAACGGAGAUGUUUCACAGUUCCCCUACGUGGAGUUCACUGGACGGGACAGCGUCACAUGCCCGACAUGUCAGGGCACCGGCAGAAUACCACGCGGUCAAGAGAAUCAGCUCGUGGCUCUGAUUCCAUACAGCGACCAAAGGCUGAGGCCGAGCAGGACAAAGCUGUAUGUCACGAUAUCAGUUGCACUUUGCCUGCUGCUGUCCGGCCUGGCUGUUUUCUUCCUAUUCCCUCGCUCUAUUGAUGUCUCCUAUGUGGGAGUGAAGUCCGCCUACGUCUCCUACGACCUGGACAAGAGAAUCGUCUAUCUCAACAUUACAAGCACUCUGAACAUCACCAAUAACAACUACUACACUGUAUCUGUGACCAACAUCACAGCACAAGUGCAGUUCUCCAAGACGGUGAUCGGCAAGGCCAAGUUCAACAACAGCUCAGUGAUCAUACCUCUGGAUGAACGGCAGAUUGACUACACAGUUCCCACUACCAUUGCUGAUGAGAUGAGUUACAUGUUUGACUACUGCACCUUGCCGACCAUUAAAGUUCACAACAUAGUGGUCAUGAUGCAGGUGACGGUUACCACGUCGUACUUCGGACACGCGGAGCAGGUCUCCCAGGAGAUGUACCAGUAUGUGGACUGUGGGGGGAACACCACCUCCUUGCAUGGGCAUGUGCAGGUCUACCAGUAAAUGAAGCAAAAGAAGCCCAGGUGUCAAAUACUGCUGUGACUGAGGGUCUCACAGAGAAAAUUGGGCUGGGAAAUCUUGGUGACAACUUAAUGGACAGGGAGAUCAUUUUUCCUUACUAGUCAGUGGCUCAUCCAUUCUUAAAUUCCCAACCACUUUCUUCCUUUUAACAUCAGCGUUCGUGAUAAGAAGAGCUCUCUGUGGUUGGUUACUUGUCAAACAGCCUGGUACAAGCAGACAAACACAGCCACAACUCUGCAGGAUUUGCCUCGAGGUUUGUUGUCAUUUUUGGUGCCAACAAAACAGACAAGUAUAAUUUAAUAUUCACAUAAUGGUAGACAUUCCCAUCAUGUUUACACUGUUACUCCUCAACAACUACAUCACUGGAAGCAGUAGUUUCAGAUAUGAUGCACUUUAACCUGAUCCUUAACUACAGAUAGUAACAAUGCCGGGUUCACACUACACAACAUUUUUGUCUGUUCCGACAGUCACUAUGUCAGAUUACGCAAUUGUGGAGUCAUAAAAUCGUGGCGUGACUUGGCCGACAGUCG
Epinephelus lanceolatus (giant grouper) is the source of this 1449-nucleotide messenger RNA. RefSeq names its product transmembrane protein 106Ba (gene tmem106ba). NCBI's taxonomy places the organism in Eukaryota, Metazoa, Chordata, Actinopteri, Perciformes, Serranidae. The record is from RefSeq and is a predicted model, not a curated record.